Molecule: messenger RNA, 849 nt
Organism: Dendrobium catenatum
Lineage: Eukaryota; Viridiplantae; Streptophyta; Magnoliopsida; Asparagales; Orchidaceae
Product: vesicle-associated membrane protein 711-like
Exons: 4
Coding region: 92-754 (220 amino acids)
Biological process (GO): vesicle-mediated transport
Cellular component (GO): membrane
Source: RefSeq, a predicted model, not a curated record
CUUUCUCUCUCGCCUUUUUAAUUUCAAGAGAGGUCCUAACCAUCGAAAUCCAUUGGGGAGGAAGGGCAGAAGCGAUACAGGGUCGAUCAACAUGGCGAUCCUAUACGCGCUGGUGGCGCGGGGCUCUGUGGUCUUGGCGGAGUUCAGCGCGACGCAGACGAACGCGAGCGCGAUCGCCCGGCAGAUCCUCGAGAAGAUCCCAGGGACAAACGAUAGCCAUGUCUCCUACUCGCAGGAUCGCUACAUCUUCCACGUCAAUCGCACCGAUGGCAUCACCGCCCUGUGCAUGGCAGAUGAUACCGCCGGCAGAAGAAUUCCGUUUGUAUUUCUUGAAGACAUUCAUGGAAGAUUUGUGAAGACAUAUGGGCGUGCAUGCCAUACAGCUCUUGCUUAUGGCAUGAAUGAUGAAUUUUCUAGGGUCUUAAGUCAGCAAAUGGACUAUUAUUCAAAUGAUCCUAAUGCAGAUAGGAUUAACCGCAUCAGAGGUGAAAUGAGUCAGGUAAGGAAUGUCAUGAUAGAUAAUAUUGACAAAGUCCUAGAAAGAGGUGACCGUUUGGAAUUGUUGGUUGAUAAAACUACAAGCAUGCAAGAUAAAACAAUCCGCUUCCGAAAGCAGGCUCGCCGUUUCAGGAAUACCGUGUGGUGGCGGAAUGUUAAACUCACGGCUGCGCUGAUUCUUAUCCUUCUGAUCAUAAUAUAUGUAGUGCUUGCAUUUGUGUGCCAUGGGAUCACACUCCCUACUUGUAUCGGUUAACGGCUAUUUUUUUUAUUUUUCUCUCUUUUGUAAUAUUGCAAACAGUACACGGACAAUUAACUUAUUUGAAUUUGAUGAUGUUGUAUUAUUGGCGA